ACACGUCAGCUACAGUGCGCCCUCUGCUCGUGCCCUCGUAUUUGUAUAUAUGAUGUGGACGGAAGAUUGGCUUAUAUAAAAAUUGUAUUAGGUUAAUCGUACAACACGUAACGUAUUAAAAUAAUUCGUCAAAAUGGUACUUAUUGCUGCGGCGGUCUGCACUAAAGCAGGCAAAACUAUUAUUUCUCGUCAGUUUGUUGAAAUGACGAAAGCCAGAAUAGAAGGUUUACUUGCUGCAUUUCCAAAGUUAAUGAGUUCUGGAAAACAGCAUACAUUUGUAGAAACAGAAUCUGUGAGAUAUGUUUAUCAACCUUUGGAAAAAGUAUACAUGCUAUUGAUUACAACAAAAGCUAGUAAUAUAUUAGAAGAUUUAGAAACAUUAAGACUCUUUGCAAGAGUUAUUCCAGAAUAUUGUAAUUCAAUAGAUGAACUUGAAAUAGCUGAAAAUGCAUUCAAUUUGAUAUUUGCAUUUGAUGAAAUAGUUGCACUGGGAUAUAGGGAAAGUGUCAACUUAGCACAAAUUAGAACAUUUGUGGAAAUGGACUCACACGAAGAAAAAGUUUAUCAAGCAGUGAGAAUGACUCAAGAAAGAGAAGCUAGGAAUAAAAUGCGCGAGAAGGCGAAGGAAUUACAAAGGCAACGAAUGGAAGCAAAUAAAAAGAGUAGUCUCAAAAGUCCUGGAUUUGGUAAUGCUUUUGGAAGUGGUAGUAACUUUACAGUAAUUCUCAAUGUAGGAGAUACUGCAAAUUUUAUACCAGAACCAGUUAGACCAUCGUACACACCAACGCAGAAACCGGUUAAUACUGGACCAGGCGCAAUGAAAUUAGGAGGGAAAUCUCGUGAUGUUGAUUCUUUUGUUGAUCAAUUGAAAGAAGAAGGAGAAAAUGUUGUAACAACACCUUUACCCGCAUCGGGUGCAAAACCUACAUCAAUUGCACCACAGGCAAUCAAUACAGAAUCAGUUCACCUGCGACAGGAAGAACGACUUAACGUACGAAUUGGUCGGGAUGGUGGUUUGCAACACUUUGAAUUACAUGGUUUGGUGACAUUACAUAUCUCGGAUGAAAAAUGGGGCCGAAUUCGUGUACAAUUGGAAAAUAAAGAUUCGAGAGGGAUCCAGUUACAAACACAUCCUAAUGUAGACAAGGACUUAUUUAGAUCUCGCGGUCAAAUAGGUUUAAAAAUUCCUACAAAACCAUUCCCACUAAAUACUGAUGUUGGUGUACUAAAGUGGCGUUUACAAGCUCAAGACGAAACAGCAUUACCUAUAUCAAUAAAUUGUUGGCCUUCCGAAAAUGGAGAAGGUGGAUGCGAUGUCAACAUAGAGUACGAGUUAGAACAGCUUAAUCUUGAGCUAAAUGACAUUCAAAUAAACAUUCCGUUGCCCAUGGGUUGUACUCCCAUUGUAAGUGAAUUUGACGGGCAAUAUACACACGAAGCACGACGAAAUAUGCUUGUAUGGUCCCUACCAAUAGUUGAUGAGACAACAAACUCAGGUUCAAUGGAGUUCUCAGCACCUUCUUCUACACCUGCCGAUUUCUUUCCUCUUCGCGUCUCAUUUUCAUCAAAGACAUCAUAUGUCGAUAUUAAGGUAACCGAAGUUUUACUCGUAGAAGAUGAAAGUCCUGUUAAGUAUUCCGUAGAAACAGUUUUCUUUACUGAUAAUUACGAAGUGGUAUAGGUACCCAAAAAAUGAUCAGUUAACCACUUGUGCUAAUGUGUCCAAGGAUACUAACUUAGGCGUUGUCUAUUGGAACAAAAGUGAUAAAUAUUUUCAGCUUAAUAAUUUCAUUUCACAUGACCACUAUUUUUAUCAAAAGUUGUAUUCAUUAAUGCAUUAGAAGUGGUACGCUAAUACGUGUCCUAUGAAUAAUUUGUUCUAUUUAGUACAUGCCUAAUGUCAAACUAUUAAAGAAAACUGUACAAAGGUGUUUUAUAAUUGGUUAAGAAAUAACAUUAAAAAUUAUUUUCACAUUUUACGAGUUACACAUAUUAUAUACAAAUAAAUUAAAUUAUAUUAAUUUCAUUACACAUUUUCGAAAUUAGUUCCUUACAAAUUUUGUACCGUUAUAGAACCAGUAUAAUAGAAAAUGAGAUAUUACUGUAUGGAGAAGCAUAGCGAUAUUUUUUUGUAUGUUACGUACAUAUGUAUAACCAUAAAGCCAUAAUAAUUGCAGAAAAUGAUAUAUAAUCAU
Colletes gigas is the source of this 2195-nucleotide messenger RNA. It is a transcript of the gene deltaCOP, whose product is annotated as coatomer subunit delta. NCBI's taxonomy places the organism in Eukaryota, Metazoa, Arthropoda, Insecta, Hymenoptera, Colletidae. Gene Ontology annotation, biological process: Golgi localization; endoplasmic reticulum to Golgi vesicle-mediated transport; retrograde vesicle-mediated transport, Golgi to endoplasmic reticulum. Bases 134 to 1681 code for a protein of 515 amino acids. The transcript has 8 exons. Gene Ontology annotation, cellular component: cytosol; COPI vesicle coat. The record is from RefSeq and is a predicted model, not a curated record.